Messenger RNA from Sipha flava (yellow sugarcane aphid), 896 nucleotides. Its product is annotated as INO80 complex subunit E. Gene Ontology annotation, biological process: chromatin remodeling. The record is from RefSeq and is a predicted model, not a curated record. Bases 177 to 827 code for a protein of 216 amino acids. The transcript has 4 exons. Gene Ontology annotation, cellular component: nucleus; Ino80 complex. Lineage: Eukaryota; Metazoa; Arthropoda; Insecta; Hemiptera; Aphididae.
CCGAUGUGUUUAUCAACAAAAAGGACUGUCGAUUAAAUGUACCUGGUAAUAAGUUUAUUUUGUAUUUGAGUUUCUCGUAUUUUCUGCAUUUUCGUCGUCAUCCGUUUUCUGACGAACAUUUGGUCGUUGUGGUUUCGUUAAGGGUCUCGGCGGUCCAUCUGAGCUCACCGGAUACCAUGGUCGCUAACGAGGAAACGAUCGACGAAAACAGUUUGUCCGAAUCCAACUACAAGGAACAGUACAAAGAAAUGAAGAGGAAAUUGAGACUGUUGAUCUACGAGAAUGAAAUCUUUCAACUAACUCUGAAGACCACCCAACGAAAACUUCUGAGAGCAUCACGAGACAAAAGCCUAUUACUAGACAGGUUAAUACAAUAUGAACGCGUUGAGCUCAGCAGCAGCGAUGAUGAACUGACAGAGUCAUCAGAUGACGGCGAUUGCAUCAAACCAGAACCCAAAAAACGAAAAGAAACCCAAGGUAAUAAUUCUAUGGCUGGUGUUGGUAAACAGUUGAACAGUUGUCAAACAGCUACUUCAAAUCCAACCAAGAAACGCAAACCGUCUACACCUAAAGUUUCAAAAUCAGCAUCUGUGUCACUUCUACCAAAUGAACCUCAUUCUGAAAAUGUUUUGUCAAUAUCAGAAACCAACAAGACAUUAGUCGACUCCAAGUCCGGAAGCAAUAGUUAUAAUCAACAUACAUUACCAACCGACAUGUUUAAUGACAAUUUUUCAGUUAAAAGUGAAUCAAAUAGCUUGUAUGACAUGGAUGCAUCUCCAAGUAAUGUCACCGAAGAUAUGAUCAACAUUGAAAGUGUAGGAAAAUAAGUUUAAAUUUUGUUGAGAAUUUGUAUUUAUUGUUUUUCAUUGUACAUACAUUUGAUCUAUAAAAAAAAG